CACACACUUACAACCAACACAUUCCCUCCCACCCAUACCCGGACCGGAUCUAGUAUAUAAAAGAACCCCCCUGCAUGCCGAAAGUCCUUAUCUUCACCGGUGCCCCGGAGCCCGACUGGUCCUCCCCGGACCUCAUCCCCGCCCCGGGUCCCACUCCGGCAUCUCACUCGACAUCAUCACCACCACCACCACCACCCUCCGCCCCGUCCUGGCGGUCCCUACCCCUCCACCGUCAACCCCUGACGACGGGCUUCUCCCAACCCCACGGCCUGCCCUCCGACUUCCCGGCCCCGGCCCACUUCUUCUCCCUGUCCCUCUCCUUCGCCUCCCAGCAGCAAGACAUUACCGCGACCACGGCCAGCCAGCCGUCGUCCCAGGACCAGCUGCUAUCGCAGUUUUACGACCACUCCCUCGCCCUGCACCAUGACCUCGCCUCCUCCCAGCUCCCUCCCCCGUCGACCCCCUCGCGUUCCGGCGGGGCCCCGACACAAGGCCAGCACGCGGACUCCUUCGACACGACGGCCGGCGACUCCUUCGUCAGCGAGACGACCGACUCCUUCCUGGACAACGCCACCACCACCAUCAUCGCCACCCCCAGCGCCCGGCCCGCACUGGUCACGUCCCACCGCCUGACCGACUUGCGAGACGUGCCCCCGGCCCCGGACCUCCUCCGCCUCGCGCCCCAGACCGUCACCGUCAACCUCAUCGCCGGCGUCAUCUCCGUCUCGGAGCCGCGCCCCAUCAGGACCCGCUGGGGCAACGAGCUGUCCCUCGUCGAGGUCCUCGUCGGCGACGACACCCGCGCCGGCUUCGGCGUCACCUUCUGGCUUCCCCCGGACGGUGGAAACGGUAGUGGGAACGGGAACGGGAACGCCGGCGGCAGUGAUCCGAGCACGCCCGCGCGGCUGAGAAGGCAGGACGUUAUCCUCUUGCAGAACGUCGCCCUACACGCCUUCCGGGGCAAGGUGUACGGCCAGAGCCUGCGCAAGGGUCUGACGAGGACGACGGUGCUGUACCGGAGGAAGCUGGCCGAGGACGACGAGGGCGGCUACUAUCGCCGGCGGGACCUGGACGCCGCCGGUGACGCCGCCGGCGACGACGGCAACGGCGGCGAGGAGACGCAUCCGCAGCUGGUCAAGACGAAGAGGGUGUGGGAGUGGGUGCUGUGGUUCGUCAGCGGGGAGGAGAGGCCCAAUGCCAAGGGGAAGAAGAAGAGGGGCUGGGACGCGCCGCCUGACGAUACCCAGUGA
Molecule: messenger RNA, 1250 nt
Organism: Colletotrichum destructivum
Lineage: Eukaryota; Fungi; Ascomycota; Sordariomycetes; Glomerellales; Glomerellaceae
Product: Putative nucleic acid-binding protein
Exons: 1
Coding region: 75-1250 (391 amino acids)
Source: RefSeq, a predicted model, not a curated record